Drosophila erecta is the source of this 1652-nucleotide messenger RNA. It is a transcript of the gene spict, whose product is annotated as magnesium transporter NIPA2. The transcript has 2 exons. Gene Ontology annotation, biological process: magnesium ion transport. NCBI's taxonomy places the organism in Eukaryota, Metazoa, Arthropoda, Insecta, Diptera, Drosophilidae. Gene Ontology annotation, molecular function: magnesium ion transmembrane transporter activity. Bases 264 to 1421 code for a protein of 385 amino acids. The record is from RefSeq and is a predicted model, not a curated record. Gene Ontology annotation, cellular component: membrane.
GAGAACCUUCACAAUUUCACAGUGUUAAUAAAGGAAGCCCGAGGAGUUUUACUUGAAAAGAGCAAAUCGAAAAAAUUAAAUUACAUAAAUGAUGGCUAUCUUUGGCCCGCAAACGCAGUCAGCCGAGCUGCCAUCACUGACAGUGUUGGUAAGGGCGGUAUUUUCCGGCUGUCCGCAUGCAGCCACUCCUGAGAUUCAUUGUUGGUUUGUGACUCAGACUUCCUAGUGCGAGAAGCAGGAGAGGAUCACAUAGCGGAUUACCCAUGAACAGCGACGGCGAAGCCUCAUCACUGCAGAUGCCCCAGAUGACUGUGGGGGUCAUGCUCCCGGGAGAAGCCAACCAAUCGCCUGACACCGCUCCGCUUUCGGUGGCGGAGGCGGUGUCCAACAAGGACUUCUACAUCGGCGUUGGCCUGGCGAUCUCCUCCUGCUUCUUCAUCGGCUCCAGCUUCAUCAUCAAGAAGAAGGCGCUCAUUCGACUGAGCAGGUACGGCGAGGUGCGGGCGUCAGCCGGAGGAUUUGGAUAUCUGAGGGAGUGGAUCUGGUGGGCAGGUCUUCUAACAAUGGGCGUGGGAGAAGCGGCCAACUUUGCGGCCUACGCCUUUGCCCCCGCUUCAUUGGUCACCCCGUUGGGAGCUCUGAGUGUAAUCAUCUCAGCCGUGAUGGCCUCCAGAUUCCUCAACGAGAAGCUUAACCUGCUGGGAAAGAUAGGCUGCUUUCUGUGCAUACUUGGAUCCACCAUCAUUGUGAUUCACUCGCCCAAGGAGAAGGAGAUUGAGGAUCUCCAGCUUCUAUUCGACAUGCUGUUGGACCCGGUGUUCAUCCUGUACGUGAUCUGCAUCGUUGGCUCCACGGUGUUUGUGGCCUGCUUUGUUGCCCCACGCCAUGGACACAGCAAUGUGGUGGUCUAUAUCUUCUUGUGCUCCGGAAUCGGGUCUCUGACUGUGAUGUCUUGCAAGGCAUUGGGCCUAGCCAUUCGGCAGACGCUGAAUAAUGGAGGAAACGUAUUCCUCACAUGGAUGCCAUGGUUCCUGAUCCUGCUCACCGUCACUUUCAUAGCCAUCCAGAUGAACUAUCUGAACAAGGCGCUGGAUAUAUUCAACACGAGUAUAGUGACCCCAGUGUACUAUGUGAUGUUCACCACUCUGGUGAUAGCUGCCUCUGCCAUCCUGUUCAAGGAGUUCACCCACAUGCGGUUCGACGAUAUCCUCGGCGAUGUGUGCGGCUUCCUCAUCGUUAUCACAGCCGUGUUCCUGCUCAACGCCUUCAGAGAUAUUGAUAUAUCGCUGAACGAUGUACGAGGUCUGAUGCGGCCGAAAAUGCAGCGGGUGGCGCAGUUCGACGAGGAGGUGCUGGUCACCAGCAAUACCAAGGAACGCCGCCUGUCCUACGGAUCCAGCGACAUCUUCCGGAAAGCCUGACACAAGCAGCGAUACCAGGUCUAGUUGCAUCCCUUGCAGCGGUUGACCUGAAGACAAGGUUGCUUUACGCCGUAAACGAAACAUUGGUCUAAAUAUCUGUGCAUAUCACCUGCAUUCUCAUCCACACAUCUCAUCUCCAUAAAUUGUUCCUUCGCUCUUGUUAUUCAUACAUUCGCUAGUAUAAGAACGUAGGUUUAGGUUAUAUUGUAUUAAACACGAUUUACUAACGUA